AUGUUGCACCUGACCGUUCAAAUACUACCAGCUAGUAAUACACCCAGCGAAAAUCUGAAAGUUGGCCUUGUGAAUAACUCUAUACACUCAAUGUUUGAUCAGAUUGAUAUAUUUUUCAAUCAAAAGUUAGUUUUACCGCCAAACAAUGCGUAUCCGUAUAGAGCCUACAUAGAAACGCUGCUAAAUUAUGCGGCACCUGCUAUGCGCUUUCACCUGACGUCUGCUUUGUGGAGCAUCGAUACCGCCGUUGCCAUGGAUACAGCGCCAAAUUUAGACCAUAAGACUGAUGGUGCGAAUCAAGGGCUCAUUAACAGAUUGUUUUUUAUAGCUGGUGGCAAGGCCGUCGACAUGAUCGGACAUUUGCAUUGUGACGUUUUUAAUCAGCCUAAAUUCCUGGUCAACGAUGUAGACGUGAGAGUAAGAUUGGUCCGUAGCAAAGACGCCUUUUGUCUCAUGGACUGGUCAGGCGACGGAAAAUUUUCGGUGCACAUCAAGGAGGCUACACUGAUCGUGCGUCGAGCCAAGAUAAGCCCGGGUAUUUUACUAGCGUACGCGAACGCUCUUGCUAAAACAACAGCCAAGUACCUCUUAACAAGGGCCGAAGUCAAGUCGUUUACGCUGCACAGCGGUAUACUCGGAGAUACCCUAGACAACGUUAUACUCGGACAGCUAUCCAAAAGGAUUAUCCUGGGCUUCGUUAAAAAUAAAGCCUUCAACGGCAAUAGAAAGCUUAACCCUUUCAAUUUUCAACACGUUAACAUAAACUUUAUUUCGCUCUACAUGGACGACGUUUAA
Molecule: messenger RNA, 795 nt
Organism: Nasonia vitripennis (jewel wasp)
Lineage: Eukaryota; Metazoa; Arthropoda; Insecta; Hymenoptera; Pteromalidae
Exons: 1
Coding region: 1-795 (264 amino acids)
Biological process (GO): deoxyribonucleotide biosynthetic process
Cellular component (GO): cytosol
Molecular function (GO): ribonucleoside-diphosphate reductase activity, thioredoxin disulfide as acceptor
Source: RefSeq, a predicted model, not a curated record